AUGAGCAUAGCUGAACUAGGAAAUUAUGCUGAAGGAUUGGUUAAAAAUUUGAAAGAUGCAAAGGCCCGUGAUCAUGCACGAAAUCGAUUCCAGAAAUUAGGAUUUAGUAAUGAUCAAACAUAUUCUUUAAUUCCUAUCCAAACUUCUGGAAGACGCGUUACGGGUAGAGAUCCAGUUAAAAAACUUGCUUUGUAUAUUAAAGAGAAUGAAGAUAAUCUUGAAGCCGAAGAAAUAAAUGAACUAGCCUAUAAUUUGGCAAAAACAGGACCUACUGUCAUAGCCCAAUCUUCACUUCUUAAAUUACUUCGAAAAAAAUUACUCCAACUCAAUGCCAAAUACCUUACAUUAGAAGCUACAUAUGUCUCAGCCAUUACUCAUGCAUCAAAUAAAGAACAAGGAAGAAGACAAGAGCUUCGUGAAGAUGAGGGAUUUGAUUGUCCUGAAUUCUUUAUUCUAGAAAAAGUACAGAGGCGUCUUCAAAAAUGUGAUACAGCUAACCCCCCCCACAAUGCAAAAUUUAAUCGAUUUAAUGGUAAUGCUAUGUAUGAGGCCAGCAGAUGUGAGAAAUCUUCAUAUAGAGCA
Molecule: messenger RNA, 582 nt
Organism: Acaulospora colombiana
Lineage: Eukaryota; Fungi; Glomeromycota; Glomeromycetes; Diversisporales; Acaulosporaceae
Source: the annotation of a GenBank genome assembly